AUGACGUUACCUUCGCAACCAGCCAAACCACCCUCAUGGUAUACGUCGGCUACAGCAACAGCAGCAACAGCAAGGCCCCUUCAGACAGCUAUCCACAACACACAACCUUAUCGCAAUGCUGUUCAAAGCAAAAGGAAAAAGGCCAAAGAAGUAACAUCGGUGGGAGGAAGCACAGCCAUUGCCCGAUCGCUCAUGAUGCAAGGCUUGUACCUGUUUUAUCGUACACCCGUCAAGUUGUUUCGACCAUUGAGAGUGGAUUAUUUGAUUAUGGCAAGAGCAAUCAUGCCUCCUUUGGAUGAAGCAUCUUCAAAACGAUUCUCUUUUCGAUACACAUCUAUCGGCAUGAUAUCGCACGCUGUCAAGAAACAAGGUUGGAACUUCAUCCCAAGACAUGUCCUGCCUCCACUGAUAGCAAAUACCGUCAUUGGCACCGUUCUUUAUACGACUUACAUCGCCACCUUACCCAUGUUCCAUCCACCUUCAUCAUUCCAACUUCAUCGUCCAUUUCCUCCUCCUCCUUUCACUUCUGUAUUCAUGGCUGGUUGUAUUGCUGGUGCCAUGCAAUCCAUUGUUGCUGCUCCUCUCGACUCAGUCAAGAUUCGCUUUGAAGUGAGUGAUCUCUUGGAAGGCAAACACAGAUCCAUGUAUCAGUACGCCAAAUCAACAUUGAAAGAGUUGGGGAUUGCAAGUGCCUAUCGUGGUUUUGGUCUUACCCUUGUCAGAGAUUCUCUCUCCUGUGGAUUAUUCUUCGCUACAUUCGAAUGGGUCAAGCAGCAAGGCUAUUAUUAUUUCUUGGAUGAGAUGUAUGGACUUCAGGUGGAUUCUCGAAAGACAUUGAAUGAUUUGGAAGGAUUACAUCGAUCGGAUACACCAUCCACCGUAUCAACGACAAACAAAGAACGACCUCCUCUAUUAUUGGAACCCAUCUUUGUUAUCCUGGCAGGUGCAGCGGCUGCAGUGGCAUACCAAGUUAUCGAGCAUCCUUUAUCCAAAAUCCACAGCAUAUUUUAUAUUGAAGAAGGGCAAUCGGAAUUCGCACAUAAGGAAAGUAAAGAGUCAGGGCGUGAGCUUUAUCGACGGACUUGGGAGCAAUGCAAGCUGCAAGUGCGGUUAAAUGGUGGUAGCUGGCGUAGGUUUCUUUAUCAAGAAUUUGCAGGCACAGUGCUCAAGGUCGUCCCGGCAACCAGUAUUGGCUUCCUUGUAUUUGAAUUAGUGAAACGAGAGGUUGACUUUAGAAGUCUUGCGCUAUUAGAAGAGGAAGAAGAGGAGGUGGAGGAGGAAUAG
Messenger RNA from Lichtheimia ornata, 1284 nucleotides. RefSeq lists its product as uncharacterized. Gene Ontology annotation, biological process: mitochondrial L-ornithine transmembrane transport. Bases 1 to 1284 code for a protein of 427 amino acids. The record is from RefSeq and is a predicted model, not a curated record. The transcript is spliced from 6 exons. Lineage: Eukaryota; Fungi; Mucoromycota; Mucoromycetes; Mucorales; Lichtheimiaceae. Gene Ontology annotation, molecular function: L-ornithine transmembrane transporter activity.